Carassius carassius (crucian carp) is the source of this 2132-nucleotide messenger RNA. It is a transcript of the gene elovl6, whose product is annotated as ELOVL fatty acid elongase 6. The record is from RefSeq and is a predicted model, not a curated record. NCBI's taxonomy places the organism in Eukaryota, Metazoa, Chordata, Actinopteri, Cypriniformes, Cyprinidae. Bases 189 to 989 code for a protein of 266 amino acids. Gene Ontology annotation, molecular function: fatty acid elongase activity. Gene Ontology annotation, biological process: sphingolipid biosynthetic process; fatty acid elongation, saturated fatty acid; fatty acid elongation, monounsaturated fatty acid. Gene Ontology annotation, cellular component: endoplasmic reticulum membrane; endoplasmic reticulum. The transcript has 4 exons.
ACGGGCUGAGUCAAAUAGGCUGACAUUCGAGAACAACUCAACGGUGUGCUGGGGGUAACAAGAGAGAUGCGAGGGCAAGGCUGGAGCUGAGCCUGCGAGACAAAGCUAAGAAAUCCGUCAAACUGAGCUCAUUUAGUCGGCAAAGAAAGCCUAACGUUCUACAGUAAGCGUUUACAGGACGAGAGACCAUGUCGGUGCUGGCUUUGCAAGAAUACGAAUUCGAGAGGCAAUUCAAUGAAGAUGAAGCCAUUCGAUGGAUGCAGGAGAACUGGAAGAAGUCUUUCCUCUUCUCUGCACUCUACGCUGCCUGCAUACUUGGUGGGCGGCAUGUAAUGAAACAAAGGGAGAAGUUUGAAUUGAGGAAACCUUUAGUACUAUGGUCUUUAACACUUGCAGCCUUCAGUAUAUUUGGUGCCAUCAGAACCGGAGGCUACAUGGUGAACAUCUUGAUGACCAAAGGCCUAAAGCAGUCAGUGUGUGAUCAGAGUUUCUACAAUGGACCAGUCAGCAAGUUCUGGGCCUAUGCUUUUGUCCUCAGCAAGGCACCUGAACUAGGAGACACACUAUUUAUCGUCUUACGGAAGCAAAAACUGAUUUUCCUGCACUGGUAUCAUCACAUCACAGUUUUGCUCUAUUCCUGGUACUCCUACAAGGACAUGGUGGCCGGCGGGGGCUGGUUCAUGACCAUGAACUAUCUGGUGCACGCCGUCAUGUAUUCUUACUAUGCUCUUCGGGCCGCCGGCUUCAAAAUCUCUCGCAAGUUUGCCAUGUUCAUCACCCUGACGCAGAUCACCCAGAUGGUGAUGGGCUGUGUGGUCAACUACCUGGUGUAUUCGUGGAUGCAGCAAGGCCAAGAGUGCCCAUCCCAUGUGCAGAACAUCGUGUGGUCGUCCCUCAUGUACCUCAGCUACUUUGUGCUCUUCUGCCAGUUCUUCUUCGAAGCCUACAUCACCAAGACCAAAUCCAAUGCAGCAAAGAAAAGCCAAUAAAUCAAGAAAAUGAUUUAAAAAAAAAUUUAAUCACAGAGAGGUGGGGAAAACUAAAUGGACCAGUGAUUGGUAGUGGAUGGAUGAGUCUUUAAAGUUAGGGCUUAAGAACUUGCAGAAGAAAGAAGCAAAGACCAUGAGGGGCUACUAUCAAAGCUUGUUCAUACUGUACUACUAACGUAUAGAGAUAAACCUCCCCACCACUAGGGAAGCUCUGUUGAGCUGCACUGAGAAAUCAUUACGAUUAUAUCAGUUGAACAAAAAAAUGUGUCUUUAUGUAAUGUAUAUGUGCCCAAUACAAUUAUCUGUAUUUAAAAAAGAAAAAAGUGUAGAGAUUAAAAAAAGGGAUGCAAAAUAAAUUAAAACAGAAUUAAGAAGUCGUCAAAAUGGACUGAGAUAUUUUGAAAAAGGAUCUUAUAUGGAUAGAAUUCAUAUUUGUGUGGUUUUGUCUAAACAUUAAAUGUUAAUGUUAUUUUUAUUGGUUGGAUAGAUUGUGUACGGUAAUUUUGUACGAAAGCCAUGUCAAUGGAAGACAUGUAAAUGUUGAGCUAAAAAUGACACAGUGUGUUCUGUUCAGCGUCGCAGAACCAAAAUUCUCUCAGGUCUUAGUUUUUUUUCCAUGUGAAGUUCAUAUCAUUUUAGAAAAAAAAAGAAAGAAAACUAAACAUAAGGCAUAUUAGUCAAAUAGGCCUGAAAUGUUAAUGCCAUUGGAUUACUCAUACACAAGCAACCACACAAGUAAAUAGCAAAAAAAUAAAUGAAAGGGGACAAAAAGACCAAUGAAGGCCAUUUUGAGAGGACACUGUGGCCAAAUGAUCAUUAGAACACCAGAGGCCCUUCUGGAGUAUGAAUCAUCGGACCUCUCUGAAUCUGCAUUUGUUCUGACCUCUGAAAGACCUGGUCUUCUUCUCAUGGCUUAAGGUCAUCAUUAUCACAAUCCAUUGCAAAGGCAGACGGCACAGAGAGUCUAGCCCUGCCUAAAGGAACAUGAAGUCAAACAUACUUAAACAAAAAGUCUAUAUCACUGUAACAAAUCAGAAUAAUCUCUGUCACUGAAUGGUGUCCAUUGUGCUCUUGUGCAUUUGCACUGUGUACAUGUAAAGCAUCUAUAGACGAUUUUAACAAAGAGCCAAGAGUGCUGAAAUA